Messenger RNA from Cydia fagiglandana, 2539 nucleotides. Its product is annotated as monocarboxylate transporter 7-like. The transcript has a single exon. NCBI's taxonomy places the organism in Eukaryota, Metazoa, Arthropoda, Insecta, Lepidoptera, Tortricidae. Gene Ontology annotation, cellular component: membrane. Gene Ontology annotation, molecular function: monocarboxylic acid transmembrane transporter activity. The coding region runs from base 120 to 2105 and encodes 661 amino acids. Gene Ontology annotation, biological process: transmembrane transport; monocarboxylic acid transport. The record is from RefSeq and is a predicted model, not a curated record.
GCUAGGAUAGGGAUUUGACGUCUUUGUUAAUGUUUUCAAUGACGUAUUUUUUAAUAAAUAAUAAUAAAUAAUAAUAUUUGUCCUAUAUUAAAUUAAUCCACUAUUAAUGAACUUGCAAGAUGCCUCCGAAACCAAUGUUAUCAUCAACGACAUUUGAUAAGCGAGAAAGUGUUACGGUCAUUACAAAUAAAACAAAUAGACGUGUAAGUUUUGGAGGAGCAAAACUUGCUGAAGAAACUGAGAUCCAAGCACAAGUUCAUGUACCCGAAGAAGGGUGCUGGGGCUGGGUGGUCGUUGCAGCCGCAUUUUGUGUAACAUUUAUCCUGGAUGGCAUAGCAUUGACAUUUGGAAGUAUACGUCCAGAUAUGACCUUAGACCUCAAUAUUUCUGAAACAAUUACAGCUUUAAUCAACUCGAUUGCUCUGGCUUUAUAUUUAAUAGCAGGGCCCUUAGUUUCUGCUUUAAUAAAUCGAUUUGGAUUUAGAGCUUGUUGCAUGGCAGGCUCUGUAACAUGUUCUCUCUCAUUAUUUAUCUCCUAUUUUUUAGCCAAUGUCGGUGGGAUUAUUCUGUUUUAUGGUUUAUUCUGUGGCGUCGGAUUUGCUCUAAUUAAUAUGUCUACGGGACUUGUAGUGGGCUUUUAUUUCGAAAAAAAUCGUUCUAUAGCAAUAGGAAUAGCUACACUUGGUACUAGUGUUGGGGUUAUGAGUUGGUAUCCAAUAAACUCAAAGUUAGUGACAUUAGCCGGUUGGCGCUCGGUGACCUUAUUCCAUUCGGGAAUGUUUGGGAUGAUUUAUUUUCUUGCAAUGACUUUUCGUCCUUUACUCUCGUUAAAUGUAGUUAAAGCCGAAGUUACAGAAGAGCCAACUCGUACAGUUACGUAUUUGCCGAAUGUGGCAGCUGCAACAUCUCAAGCAGAUCAACCUGACAUCGCUAAACCAUCACGAUCAGUACGUCUAUUCGCUGCAGUGAAGAACGAUCAGUUUCCCACAGCAGCCGAUGUGGUAGAAAAUAAUGAAGAAUCUCAAAUUCUAUCCAGCCAGCCAGGGCCUUCAGCUGUAUCUCCACAUGCCUCUAAACUGACGCUUACUGCAAUGACGUCAAAAAGUGGUAUUAGUAACCGUCAAUUACAACAAGUAAAAUCUAUAGCAUCUAAAAUUAGCAUGAACAGCGUCACAAAACAGCAAUUGCAAGUUAAUAUCCCAGAAAAAGAACCCAAAAAGGUGAGUUGUUGUGGACGACUCUGUAACUGGGAGCGACAUGUGCCCGAGUCACGACCCUUGUACCGGGAUGACGCAUUUUAUGACGGAAAAGUGGAACGUUUGCCUGAAUACCAAAGAAGUAAAGGAGCAGUGGUCGAUGAAGAAAAAACUGGUCUUGAGUACCAGCUAGCAGUGUCACGCACGGCGGCUGCACAAGAUUUACAAGAGCGUCGCGGCGUAUUCACUACAGCAGCCCGGAGAGUUCUUGCAACAAUGAUGGACCCCAAUUUAUUAAAAUUAAGUACAUUUAGAUACUUUUGUGCUGCGGGUUUCCUAAUAUACUUAGGCUUCCUAGUACCUGUCGCAUACAUACAAGUCAGAAACUUACAGGCUGGUGUUGACCCAAGGCAUUGUAGCUUAUUUGUAAGUGCGAUGGGAGGAUUUAAUGGUCUAGGCAGACUGGGUUAUGGUUUAUUAGCUAUCAAAUUUUGUCCUAUAAAAUUAUCUGUAGUUGGAUUGUGUACUGGCGGUGCGAUUACCAUACUGUCGAAUGUUUCAUUUAAUAUGUAUUUUCAGUAUAUCUAUUCCAGUUUAUUCGGCUUUAGUGUAUCUUGUGUGAUUAGCUGCAGGGCUUUGAUGCUUGUCAAGCUUUAUGGACUAGAGAAGUUAACAAAUGCAACAGGAAUGUUAUUAUUAUUUCAAGGAAUAGGGAGUUUAAUUAGCACACCGUUAGCAGGUGUUUUGAGCGAGCACUUUGGAUACACAGUUGCUUUUAUUGUAUCCGGAGCGUCUAUAUUCUUAGGUGGUCUAAUGUUGGCACGAAUGUAUUUAAUAUUUUUGAAUGAAAAAGUUUUGGUCCUAUCUCCAUCUGAAGGGUCAAAUCAGCCAGUAAACAACAAAAAGUAAUUUUAAGUGUCUUAAUUCAUUAUUAAAUGAAUAAAUGUAUGUAUGUCACAUAAUAUCUACUUAUUAUUAUCCUCUAGCCGCCCAUACGUCAAACCUUGCCAAGCAAAAUGAAAUUUUAUUUUGUCAACAGAAAGUUCAAAUUAGAAUGGAACAGGAGACCUUUUUAUAGGUCUCUGGGCGGCUAGAGGUUAAAUUUGAUUUUUGUGCUUCUUAAGGGGUUGUCACAUUUAUACUUUCUCAAGCCGUACACCCUCAGAUCUAGUGAUAUAUAGCGGAACAAACAAGUUUGUUACUAGAAAGAGGCGCGAAAUUCAGUUUUUCUAUGGGACGAUAAUCGAUAACCCUUCGCUCCUACAUUUUUUACAUUUGCCGAUCUUUUCUACUGACGGAAAUGGCUUGACAGAGAUAGUUGUCUAUCUACUAAUGUUUAUAUC